GAGUUCACAUCCUGUAAACUGGUUUAAGAGCUGAUUUCUGUCACCGAGCAACAAGAUGGAGGGAAAACUUCUCUUUUUCUUGUCCUUGCUGCGCUGUGCAACAAACCAGGGUCACCUGACUGUGAGUCCCAGCAGAUCUCAGUUCUUUGAAGGAAAGUUUGUGUCUCUGAGCUGCAAGGAGGACAACAGCUCGACUGUAUGGACCCUGAAAAGAAACACAACCAAAGAAACCAGGACUCAGUGUGGAACGGACUGGGGAGAAGCAGCUGGUUCCUCCUGCAGGGUCAGUCACAUCAUCACCCUGGAUACUGGAGUGUACUGGUGUGAGUCCAGAGAGGGAGCAGCCAGCAGCAGCAUCAACCUCACUGUCUCUGGUGGAUCAGUGAUCCUGCAGAGUCCUGUCCUCCCUGUGAUGGAGGGAGAUGACGUCACUCUGAGCUGUCAAACAAAGACUUCCUCCAACCUCCCAGCUGCUUUCAUUAAAGAUGGCUCCCUCAUCAGGACUGAGCCUGCAGGUCACAUGACCCUCCACCAUGUGACCAGCUCUGAUGAAGGUCUCUACAAGUGUAACAUCAGUGGUCAUGGAGAGUCUCCAUCCAGCUGGAUCUCUGUCUCAGGUAAACCCACAGACACAGCUCCACCCACCUCUGGAGCCCAUCCCUUAGCCUUCUUUGUGAUGUGGCACCUGGUGGUGUUCUCUCCAUACUUCCUCUCCACUCUCCUCAUGGUGUCCUUGUAUCGACACAGAGCCACAGCAGCUUCACCGGUCCUGGACGAACAGAGCACAGCUCACCACAUUGAUGAUCUUAUGAGGGUCACCACAGAGCAUUACUUCUGAUCUCAUGUUGGAUCUGACAUGUAAACUCAAACUUUGAAUGUGUAUAAUUGUCUCAAAUCAUUUUUGCCACCUUAUUUUUGUAAAGAAAUGACUUUGUAGAUUAGAGUCGGAUGUAUUGAUUGUGUUGGAGAAAAACUAAAAUUAAAUAUGGUGUGAAUGUCUCCUCCUCUCUUGCA
Girardinichthys multiradiatus is the source of this 1014-nucleotide messenger RNA. Its product is annotated as Fc receptor-like protein 5. The record is from RefSeq and is a predicted model, not a curated record. Gene Ontology annotation, biological process: cell surface receptor signaling pathway. NCBI's taxonomy places the organism in Eukaryota, Metazoa, Chordata, Actinopteri, Cyprinodontiformes, Goodeidae. Gene Ontology annotation, molecular function: transmembrane signaling receptor activity. The coding region runs from base 56 to 838 and encodes 260 amino acids. The transcript has 6 exons.